AUCACACGCGCAACACAUAGUAGAGAGAGAAGACAUGGCGAGGAGAACGGCGGCCAAAGGCACCAGGAGGCCAAGAAAACCCUCGCCUUCGGCGGCUGCCGCGGCCGGCGGUGGCGCGGAAAACGUGCCGCUGCCGCCGGCCAAGGGACAGGUAUCCGACGGCGGAGGCGGCGGCGGGUUCUUCUGCUGCUACCUGCUCCGCUCCCUGUGCCCGCGCAGCAAGGGCCGCACCUACAUCGGGUUCACGGUGAACCCGCGCCGCCGCCUCCGGCAGCACAACGGCGAGAUCCGGAGCGGCGCGUGGAAGACCCGGCGCGGCCGGCCCUGGGAGAUGCUGCUCUGCAUCCACGGGUUCACCUCCAACGUCGCCGCCCUCCAGUUCGAGUGGGCGUGGCAGCACCCUACGGAGUCGCUGGCCGUGCGCAAGGCCGCCUCCAGCUUCAAAUCGCUCGGUGGCGUCGGCAACAAGGUCAAGCUCGCAUACACCAUGCUCAACCUCCCCUCAUGGGAAAACUUGAACCUGACGGUGAAUUUCUUCUCCUCGAAGAACAACAAGUUCACCGCCGGCUGUCCGUCGCUGCCGAGCCACAUGAAGACGGUCGUCUGCCCGAUGGAGGAUCUGCAGUGCUACGUCGAGGGCCCCUCCUCGUCUGAGGAGGACAACAUCAACGACGACCCUCAAGGCCAUCAAGAACCCGAUGCACCCCACGGAGACGAACACACUGAACAUUCUUGGCAGCAGAUAACCUCUGAACUGCAGCCAAUGGAUGAGCAAAUCAGAAAUGCAGAGGACGACAUGGACUCCGUUGGUGAUUUUGCUCCAAUGGAAUGGGGUGGAGUCCUCGGUACGACAGAACUGGACUGGUCAAGAACAUCGCCUCAAUGUUCCUUGAGCCCGGGCGAUGACCAUGGCGGAAUAGCCGUGGACAAUGAGCCAGGGCAGGUGUCCCCAUUGUUAAUGUUUGGUGCUGGUUCAGAUGAUGGUGAUGGCCAUCUCUUCCAUGACAGGGAUGUUGUAAACCUGGUUACCCCAACCCCAGUAGGCCGGCUGCGGAGAAGAGACUGCGUCGCCAGAAUUUGCCCCAAGAUUAUUGAUCUGACGGCUUCCCCUGUUGUCAUUCAGUUGUAGCGCCUUGCUGCAUUCCAGUGUACUGAAUCUUGAAAUACUCACACUUUGCACUGUCAUAUCAUGAAUAAGCUGAGAGUGUGAGAUAGAUAAACUCAACACAGCAAAUAGAACAUUCUUGUAUGGUAGUGUUGCAAAGUAUAUUUAUUCAGAUGAAUGGAUGUAUCUGUCAUAUUUUUCAAUCAA
Messenger RNA from Phragmites australis (common reed), 1312 nucleotides. RefSeq names its product structure-specific endonuclease subunit slx1-like. The record is from RefSeq and is a predicted model, not a curated record. Lineage: Eukaryota; Viridiplantae; Streptophyta; Magnoliopsida; Poales; Poaceae. Gene Ontology annotation, cellular component: Slx1-Slx4 complex. Gene Ontology annotation, biological process: double-strand break repair via homologous recombination. The coding region runs from base 35 to 1129 and encodes 364 amino acids. The transcript has 3 exons. Gene Ontology annotation, molecular function: 5'-flap endonuclease activity; crossover junction DNA endonuclease activity.